AUGCUCGAAUUAUACUUGACGCCAAAACAAGGAAAUGUUGGUGGGAGAUUCUUCCCUCAUACAGGACACCUUGGAGUGACCCCGGUGGUCAUCUCCGGUAAAGUUGGCACUCGACUUCCGGAAGUAUGUGAGCCUCUAGGUGUCAAAUCCAUCACCUUAGGUAUCAGAUGUACCGAAACUGCAGGGAAUGGUGUUAGUCAGGUACUUUGGGAGAAGAAAAAGGUCCUGUUGACUGCUCCGGAUGAUGAAGAAUAUCUGGAGAUGGGAGAUUGGGACUCGAUGUUCAAGACGACCAUCCCUGUCGAUGCUAUCGACACGGCAAGAAGUACAAUGUGUAUCCCCGAAUACAAGGUAGUAUGGAGAAUGGAAGUGGUCAUUGAACAUCGACCGAUACCAUACGUUGGUACGUCAAUAGCCAAGGCUUUCGCUCUCAACUUGCACAGUCAUCGAUCACCUGCCAUUCGACCCAUGUCACCUCCCUCACCUUACACUCUCGGCUCAGAAUCUUACACUUCCAACAUCACCGUCUCUGCUCAGCCUGGCGCUUUCGGACCUGGUGAUUCUUUUCCAGUAUAUGUGCAAGUCAAACCUCUCGACCCUUACACAACAGUCAAAAAAGCUUCUGUUUACCUUGAAAGACAGAUGGAAAUCACCAACACCAGAUCUGUCUCUCCACAAUCUCAACAUCGUUUAUCGUCCAUCUUCCGUUCUUCACACAACCCCCAUCAACGUCUACCUGAACCUCAGGAAAUUGUCUUAUCGAGAAAAGAUAAGCUCGCCGAAGCUUCAGGUAGCAACAUUGUAGUAGACAAGAGCGGGACGUCUUGGUGUCAAAUGGAAAUAUCCCUACCUCAGCGUCAUGGCAAAUGGGAUCUGGGAGAAACUCAUUCCACCAAACUUGUCUCGCUCUCAUACACUCUCAAAGCGACUGUCACGCUGAAAUCUGAUAAGUCACGCUCAUCCAGAUCAUUCUCCUGCUCUCCCGUACCGAUAGUCAUAGCCUCAACAUCGACCGAAGAUAGGGCAGCUGCUGUGAAAUCCAUCGACUCUCAUCAGAAGAAAAGACAUCGAAGUUCUCGAAGGGGUCUAUACAUGCACGAAGGUAAUGUGGAUGUCAGUGAUCCUUCCCUCGGUGAACCUGCACCUAUAUACACCUCCGUCAAGGGUAUUGCGACAGAUGUCAAACCGAUCUUGUUACCUUCGAACCAUCCCGCGCAGUCACAGAAUAUCCAAUUCAUCUUCCCCUCACCACCACCGUACGCUUCGAAGCCUAUGGCAGUCGCUUCUCUCCUCAACCCAGCAUCUUCAUCCACCUCACCACCCGCAUCUACCUCGACAUUACCUACUCCACCACCUACGCUACACGAUAUAGGCCCCGAGUCGACUAACUUACUCCGUGCAUUCCAAUCUACCGGUCGAAGGAUUUCGACCACUACUUCAGAAGAAGAUGAAGUACAACCAUCAAGGAGUAAACAGAAAUUACGUGCGGAUCGAGAAGGUAACAACAGGAGAGCCGAAUUCGCUACGUUACCUCUACCCUCCCUGGAUGCGUUGGGUUCGGGUCUACCAUAUGUGCCAGAUGACGACCGACCUAGAUCCCGACCGCGUACUGCCCCUAUUCAUUCUACAUUCUCGAUGAACAUCCCUCCGCCACUUUCUGGUCAUUUGUCUAUACCGAGUGGUACUUUUGGAUUAGGUCCCAGACCGAUGACUUCGAUGGCUAGGAUGGGCAGCGAUCAAUCGCUGUCUAGGACAUUCGAAGAUCGACCAGGGAAUGAAGAGGGUUCAUUCGCAUUUGCUUUCUCCGGUACGAAUUCGCCUUCAUCAGGUAAACAAUAA
Kwoniella botswanensis is the source of this 1839-nucleotide messenger RNA. RefSeq lists its product as uncharacterized. The record is from RefSeq and is a predicted model, not a curated record. Bases 1 to 1839 code for a protein of 612 amino acids. NCBI's taxonomy places the organism in Eukaryota, Fungi, Basidiomycota, Tremellomycetes, Tremellales, Cryptococcaceae. The transcript is spliced from 2 exons.